GCCAUCGAUAUCCGUGGGAUUUUGUAUGUAGGUUUCUUAGGUUUCUUAGGGAAUCGCAAUGUAACUCUACCUGCAGCUGUAGGGCGUCUCCGGGUUCACUUCCGCCUCCAACUUUUUUUUUGAUGAGGCUGAAUCAAUCCGAUAAAUCAUUACAUCCUGGUUCUUCAACGUCAACUCCUCUUAUCCAUCUCAUAAUAUGAUCAAAAUAUGACCUAGAUCAUUACCAAUUCACCUUCCGCAUAAUCCAUUUGCCCCUGCCUUGCGCAGCACUUGUUAGGCCGUCAUUAGGCCGCCUGUAUUGGCCGAAUCUCAUCCCACUGACUUGACCGGCUGAUUAUACGCGCGCGAGAGAGAGGGAGACCGUACCCGACCCUGACCUAAAACCGCCCAUCUAAGUCUCGCAUAACCUUUCCCCGCCACUGACGGCCCGAGACUUAAUUCCUUCUCGGCAGAACCCAAACUACUUCUCUUGGCUUGCACCCGUUAGUCUCUCAUCCAGGCUAGGUAUCGUCUCAUGCUUAGAGCAUAACCUUUGGCAUUUACGAGAAUUUAUUCACCCUUUACUGCGAGCUCCGGCUCUCAUCUAAUUCAAUAUGGCGCCCAUUCUGAACCCCAGGUCCGGGCUCAGGGCGCGGGGGAGUCACAUGUCUGCCGGUGCAAUUGCUGGAACGGUUAUCGGCUGUGCCUUCGGAGGCAGCCUGUUACUCAUAGUCCUGGGCUUUCUCUACUUCCGGUACAGGCGGAAGGUAAGAGAGGCGAAAGAAGCGGGGAUAUUGCCAGCUGGAAGCUCUACAGUCUCCCAAGUCAGGACGUUAUUUCCUUUCCAGGGCUUCCGGCCUAGGCAAACCCCUGCCACACAACCGGAUCAUCCUCCUUCUAUGAAGGAUGAUUUCGAGAGAAUCAACCCAGGCUUCAGCGACAGCUCUAAGUUCCAACAGACACAACCUGCCGUUUAUGGAGGAGGAUUUGUGAGUGGUCAUGAAUCUUAUCACCUACCUCAAAAUUUCGGUCAGCCGUCUCUACCCCCGGGCAUCGACUUUCCUCUGCCCCCUCAGCCGACAGCUUUUUCAACUACCAACGACCUUGGGGCCAAUCUGCCUUCUGACAAUGCCGUCACGGGAUACGAAGCAGCCAAUUCUAGUUAUUAUGACACCAGGAUCUCGAUGGGCUCAAAUCCUGAGCAAGAAACGAUACCACCGUCUAGACAAAUGACUGAGCUUUACGAGGCUCAGCUGAGAGAUUCCCGAGAACAUCGAAGAAGAAGAAGUGGCUCUCUGACUAGUCGAAUCUGGAAUAGCAUCAAGAGGAAACGUUCUACGCAUUCCUCGGCUCAUGGCACCGUAAGCCCCCAGUACUCGACAUCUCAACAGUACUUUCCCGCUUCGCCAGUUGUUAGUCCCGUCGGUAUGAGACCAGAAUCCGAUUUAGAAGCUGCGGAAGGAACUAGUACUCAAGCAAAACUUCUCGCGAAUCAAAUUUUUGAAGAGCCUGCCGAAAUUUCUGGAGAAACGGGUAUCUCGAUCGCUUCUGCAGGCGGAAACUGGUCAGAAAAGGAUCAGCAACACAAGAAACAGAGACAAGGAGACUCCCAGUACGACGUGUACCCUCUUCGGACUAGCUCAACAAUACGAGAAACCACCGAGAGAGAUCCUGAGCUACCUUCAGCUGCCCUCAGAAGUCCGGACUCCGCCGAUCGGUUACCUCACUCAACUCAGCCACAAUCCGAGACCCGGCCCCAAGAACGACUUAUGAGCCCGGCCAUCCCGGAGCCUAUGGAGCUGGACGAGACACUUGAUGCUACUCAUAGACCCUCUAUCUUCCACAGCUCACACUCUCCUCCUCUUCAGCCAGAAUCGUUCGUGUCGCCGAUGUCCAUCAUGCAACCCUCUAACGCUGCCGAGAAAGCUGCUUAUACUCAUUACCAAAUGGAGAACUCAGCGUCUCCUCCGACCUUCCCUACCUCGCCUCCUGCCAUCGUCACAGACCAGGCGGCGCAAGAAAACCCCGAAAACUUUUUUCAUGGUUCUCAAGAGGACAUCGAUGUAGAGAGCUUCCUGGAUAUCCCUAGUGAUGACGAGCCUCGCCUAUCCGGUGAUUCGUACGACUACAGUACCACACCAGGGCAGAGCUCUACGGAUCCCUCCAUGGGAAGGACGCCGGACACCCGGCUUACGGUAUCCCCGUCACCGUAUCCAAACAUAAAUGAACAUAUCAAGAUGGAACCAGAGUCGAGCUCGUCGCCGGAGGUAUCCAAGAUUCCUUCUCCCCAAUCAUCCGGUCAUAUCUGCGAAGAGUGCGGCCGGUAUUUUGAUCAGGUCCAUAAACUUAACCACCAUAAACGUUAUCACGACCGCAAACACGAGUGCCCUUACGAGGGAUGCGAUAAGAAGUUUGGUACAAAGACACACCUUGAUCGACAUAUCAACGAUAAGCAUGUCAAGUCGAAAGCCUAUCACUGUACGGAACCAACAUGUGCGUACUUCAAAGGAAGAAAAGCAUUCCCGAGAAAAGACAAUUGGAGACGGCAUAUGAUAAAAAAACACGGGGCGAUGCCUAACGAUCUAGAGGCAAUGGAUGAGUCGAUGGUAUGAUAGUCGACAAGUAUGCACAGCUCUCAACCGCUUGUUAGCAAUAAUAGCAGAUGCACAUUGCUGUACGUCCACCUCCUAGACGUGUAUUAUAGCACUACGAUUGGUUCCACAAUAUCAAUCAGUAAAGUCUAUACGGAGCUAGCAUGGCUCGGCGCCGUUUAAGGACGAAUCAUUCGGCUUCUUCAAUAUUAUGAGCCAUGCCCCCCCGGACCUACACAUACUAUUACCACUCUGAAUAGUAUAAGAUCUGAAGACUUCCAAUCCACGGCCAAUUUUUUUCUAUAGACUUGUUAACUUGGAUUUCAAUACGCUCGUUUGCAUAUAUUUGGUAUACAUUUGGUAAUAUAUUUAGGGCAUAUGGGAACAAGCGAAGUCGGGACCUCACUUUGAGUUGGUCAUUGUAACAAAGCUGGGCGCAAAGGAUUCCUCUCAGCGGGUGUAUAUUUCAUAUACGGUAUGAGCUUAGCUCCCAAUGAAUGUGGCCAUUUUGGCCGAGGGCAAAACGGUUGGAAGCUCUCGAGCAACUUGCGAUGCGAAUCAUUUCUAUGCUUGUCAGUUCCGUCAUUGAUUAGUGUUGAUUCCGACGUCAUCCUGUUUUCUAGCUUAUUCUCGCCGGUCUUGCAACUUGUUUGCUUAGUAGUCAUGUCCAGUUGUAGUGUAAAGCUAGUAGAUGGAUAAAUUUAAGUAGUAAUUGUAACUGAAAGCAUCACGAAGAUGUCCAAUAUUAAUG
Messenger RNA from Daldinia loculata, 3321 nucleotides. RefSeq lists its product as uncharacterized. NCBI's taxonomy places the organism in Eukaryota, Fungi, Ascomycota, Sordariomycetes, Xylariales, Hypoxylaceae. Gene Ontology annotation, cellular component: nucleus. The coding region runs from base 594 to 2591 and encodes 665 amino acids. The transcript has a single exon. The record is from RefSeq and is a predicted model, not a curated record.